GACCCGCCGCCUCUACGCCUUUCAGUAUCCGGAAGACCGGAAGCUUCUUCCUCCUCGCCUCUGACAUGGCCGGCGGCAACCUAUUCGGUCGAGCGCUGAGCUACGUUGUCAACGAGUUCUUCGUCCAGGGCCUCGCCAACAACCGUGCAGUCCAGAGGUUUGCUGUGAAGACCAACAAGACUCUUGAGAGCCUAUCGUCUAAAGCCAAGGAAAUGAGGGAGGAGUUAUCGGAACAAUUCAAGGAUGCUCGUGGCCAGAAAGAUCACUUCAAGCAGUGAAGCCGAUCCCCAAAGUUGAUUCAACGACACGAAUCUAGCUAUGAGUUUUUUCUAGUUCUCGUCCGGGUCCUAUUUAUGAAUGGCAUUUGAAGGGAUUUCUUGGUGUCGUUCAAUGGACGGAUCCGUUGUAUAAAGUUUAUCUGCACUUAGAUUAGUAGAUAUAUUGGUAGACACAUCACUUUCUGCUGCCCCUUUUUCAUAAAUACAUAUAUCUCGAUCUCUACUGUA
Zea mays is the source of this 506-nucleotide messenger RNA. RefSeq lists its product as uncharacterized. NCBI's taxonomy places the organism in Eukaryota, Viridiplantae, Streptophyta, Magnoliopsida, Poales, Poaceae. The record is from RefSeq and is marked validated. The coding region runs from base 66 to 278 and encodes 70 amino acids. The transcript is spliced from 4 exons.